GGGUGUGACCUGGAUGCAACAGUCACAGCUCUGCAGAUGUUCCUGUCAUUUUGCCCCUUGAGGUUCUGUCCUCACUCAGGAGGGACUGUGGAGCUCACACAGCUCUUGGCCUGAGCCCCUGUUACCGAGAACAAGAAGGCAAUUGCCAAGGACUCCAGGGGAGUGGACUCAACUCUGGUCGGGACUCAAGGCACCCAGCCCUCCCCGAGACAUUGUGUGAGCCGGGCUGGGCCUCCAGACAGCCCGCCACCCCACCCCACCCAGGGUGGUGCUUGUGUGGGAAAGACUUUAAAUCCUGCCACCAGACCCCUGGACGGGAGAGGCAGAGAGGGCUGGCCACCAUGCAUAGCUCCUGCAGCCUCCCAGUGCUGCUGCCGCUGCUGCUGCUACUGCUGGUGGCCACCACAGGUCCUGCCAGAGCCCUCAAGGAGGACGAGAAGCUUGCGAUGGUGGAGCUGCACAACCUCUACCGCUCCCAGGUGUCCCCACCUGCCUCCAACAUGCUGCGGAUGAGAUGGGAUGAAGAGCUGGCGGCCUUCGCCAAGGCCUACGCACAGAAGUGCGUGUGGGGCCACAACAAGGAGCGCGGGCGGCGCGGCGAGAACCUGUUCGCCAUCACCGACGAGGGCAUGGACGUGCCGCUGGCCAUGCAGGAGUGGUACCACGAGCACCAGCACUACAACCUCAGCGCCGCCACCUGCGACCCUGGCCAGAUGUGCGGCCACUACACGCAGGUGGUCUGGAGCAAGACAGAGAGGAUCGGCUGUGGUUCUCACUUCUGCGAGAAGCUUCAGGGAGUAGAAGAGACCAACAUCCAAUUACUGGUGUGCAACUACGAGCCCCCGGGGAACGUGAAGAGACAAAGGCCCUAUCAAGAGGGGCCUCCGUGCUCCCAGUGCCCGGAUGGCUACCACUGCGAGAACGCCCUCUGCGAACCCACGAGGGACUCGGAAGAGGCGCAGGAUUUGCCUCAGCUGGUAACCGAGGCCCCAUCCACCCUGACAACUGAAGCCUCAGAUUCUAGGAACACCGCUACUCCAUCCCUAGCAGCAGACGUUCCACACGUCUCCCUAACAGAGGUCUCAGACUCCCUGGCAACGAAGGCCCCGCCUACUGUAGAAACAAAGGCCCCAUCGUUCUUAGCAACGAAAGACACCUCCUCCAUGGCAACGGAGGAUCCGCCUUCCCUAACCACUGAAGCCCCCGUUUUGACAACUCACAGCCCGCUUUCCUUGGAUGAAAGACCAGUUGCCUUCCCCAAAUCCACCCAUAUUCCUGUCCCAAAGUCUGUGGACAAAGUAGCCAGCAAGACAAGCGCAGCCUCUAUGAGCCCAGAGAGAUCUCUGUACCCCAAGAUGUCCCUGACAGGGACAGAUUCCCUACCCCAUGCCCCCGAGGAGGCUGAGGCAGAGGCUGAAUUGCCUCCCAGUGAGGUCUUGGCCUCAGUUUUUCCAGCCCAGGACAAGCCAGGUGAGCCGCAGGCCACACUGGACCACAUGGGGCACACCUCCUUCAAGUCCCUGCCCAAUUUCCCCAAUGUCUCUGACUCGGCUAAAGCCAUGGGUGGGCGUACCCUGGCCCUGCAGUCAUCUCUGCCAGAUGCAGAGGGCCCUGAAAGGCCUGGCGGGGAAGUGAGGCUGAAUUCUGGUCACUCAUGGGGCCCUCUCCCAGGACUACUGCUGCUGCCUCCCCUGGUGACGGCUGGAAUCUUCUGAGGAGACACCACACAAAGGCAAGGCCUGGUAGGGGGACUUGGCCUCUUGCCCACUCUGAAAUGUCUUUCUCCAAGUAGGAGGCCACAGCUUCCUGGGCAGGUCUUGCUCUGUGGCCCAGCAACCCCUUCUUCCCCCUAGCACCCAGCCAGAUUCCAGGCCAGCACUCUUGUGCACUCAGGAGGCUUCUACAAAGCCACCCCCUGGCACUACCCUAGGAGUGCUUCUUCCUCUGGGAGGCCCAUGCCUUCUGGUGGCCACCUGUGCCCAGUCUCCAGUUGUCCUAUGGCCCCAGGCCUGCUCUCCCAGGCUUCCAGGAACCCCUGGGCCCCUUCCAGUCCCCUAGUAUCUUCCUCCAGCCAUCUGAAUCCAGGGCUGUCCCCAAAAGUGCCUCCUGCCUUCCCAGGAUGAAGUGAAGAGGUCAGCUGCCCAACUGCUGUGCCCCCUACCCUGUUGUCAGCCCUCAAACAAGAUGCUUCCUGGUUGAAGGCCCUCUGGAAGGGAAAGGCUGCAAGGCUUGCUACAAGGCUUGUGCCUCAUCCACAGCAUCUGCUGGCUGCCAGCCCAGGGGGCUGCCCAUCUGAUGAUUGCAUACCUUCGAUCCCUCCUCCCCCUACCAGUGGAGUCCUGUAGAGGACGGUUGCGGGAACAGGGGCAGGAGCUAUCUGCCAGCACAGCAUUCAGGGCUAGGGCUCUCCGAGUGCCUGCACAGCUGGGAAGGGGGACUGUGAUGGGUGGAUAAAGGACAAGCCCCACUCAAGUGGGGUUCUGUGGGUGGAGGGUGGGGACCAGGGUGGGGAGGCAGCCAUGACUCCCAAAUAAAGCCUAAGAGCUGAGUCACAGUGCUUGUGUGGUCAGAGUGCUUUCUGGGGGCCACCAGAAUCCCAGCUCUGCCACUAUCCCCAUCCCCCAUCCCAACACUCCAUCAGUUUUCUUCCUGUGAAGUCCCCCACCUUCCAUCCCAGCCACAGGGGGUUGUAGAGGCUGUGGAAAGAGCCAAGAAGAAGGGUGAGGACAGGGGCUGGCUCUCCCAGCCUUGUAAGUCACCAGAGUGGUGUAGAUGAGUUUGGGGCUCGGUAUCAAGGGAUGGCAUACAGCUGCUGCCUGUUGGGGCACCGGUCAGAAAUGUGCCUUAGGCAGAGCUGUACCCAUUUCUGGUGCUGGAGGAGUACUGAGGAGCCUCAGACACUUCCCCAGGGGCAGAACAGGACUGUCCAGCAGUGCCGUGGGCUAGGAAAAAACCCAAGUAGAAGGGAGCAGGCAGGUUGACAGGGUUGCCUGGGUGCUGGCCUCCCAAUUUGCUCUUUCAAGAUUGUUUUUACUACUCGGGUCUUUUACAUUUUCCAUAGGAAUUUUAAGAUCUGCCUGUCUAUCUGUCAAGAAGUAGCUGAGAUUUUGAUGCGGACUGUGUAAUCUUCCAUCUUACCAUGAAAGCAUCCAUGAGCAUGCGAUAUCCUCAGGAGUCCAGCACUUGCUGC
Castor canadensis (American beaver) is the source of this 3190-nucleotide messenger RNA. The record is from RefSeq and is a predicted model, not a curated record. NCBI's taxonomy places the organism in Eukaryota, Metazoa, Chordata, Mammalia, Rodentia, Castoridae.